This is a messenger RNA of Anthostomella pinea, 825 nucleotides long. The record is from the annotation of a GenBank genome assembly. NCBI's taxonomy places the organism in Eukaryota, Fungi, Ascomycota, Sordariomycetes, Xylariales, Xylariaceae.
AUGACUAAGCCAUGGGAAUUACACGAGGCUACCAUCAGGGAGCUCUACGCGCAACACACCCUCGCUGUGGUCCGGCAGAUCAUGAUCGAGCGAUACAACUUCAAGGCCUCGACGCGCGCGUAUCGUGGCCGCUUAAUACGCUGGGGCGUACGCAAAUACAACAGCAAGAAACGCAGUGAUCGAGGUUCAAGUUCGGGGAGCAGUCACGAUGACUGCUCUAGCGGGUCGGAUACAGCCUCUCCUAAGCUCCCACGGAGAAGUCUCCCGCCAGUUCACAGCAUGGAACAGCAGGUUGGAUCAAGAAGUGUCAGUACUGGCCAGCUAGACAUGCCGAGCCAGACGGUCCACUCCUACUCAGCAACUAGCAGUGGCCACGCUCAGUAUUACGCAGAGAGCUAUACCAAGGACCCUGUCCUGAUGGCUACGCCACACGCUGAUGCCCAAUACGGAUGGGGCCUCCCACUCACCCAGACCGCGACUUCUUCCAGCAGCUUCAGCCAAGCCGAAUCGGCAGUCCCGCCUCCUUACUUUGGGUACCCUCUUUCGCCGCCAAUGAGCACCUACGCCUCGACCGUUCCCCUCGAUGCGGGACAUACAAACGCACCGGUGGCCUAUCAGGCGCCACGCAGAAACCACAGUACGGUCGAUAUGAAUCCGCCGUAUAUGCCUGCGCGAGGCUACGGACCAGCGCCGCCGGUGUCUGGUUCAGGGGAGCAUGACGGUGGGGCUUACGAGCAUCUGGAGGAGCAGGACGUGAAGCCCAGUCCGCGUAGCGAUAUGGGUGGCUGUUCGCCGGAUUGGUACCCGGACCGUGGAGUCAGGUAA